Prorocentrum cordatum is the source of this 1109-nucleotide messenger RNA. The record is from the annotation of a GenBank genome assembly. NCBI's taxonomy places the organism in Eukaryota, Dinophyceae, Prorocentrales, Prorocentraceae.
CCUCGUCGCCAGCGACGACCGAGUGUGUAGGGCUGGUACGACCAUAACCACUCUUGAGACUUUCCAGCCGUUUGCGCUCGAGCAGCUUGGCUCGCGGAGAGGGCCUCGGGAGGCGACCACUCCGGGGGAGCUCGGCUUCGGUCACGCGGAGCUCCGCCGAGUCCAGGCGGCCACAUGGGCCCCGUCACGGAAAGCACUGACUCUCAUGGAGCCCGCGGCCAGGACCGCUCCCUGAUGCUCCGCCUGCCGCCUGGCCUCUCCCCGCCCGGCUCGUGGGCAGGCCCGCGGGCAGCAGGCGCCCCCGCGCCCGCCGCCAAGACAGCGACGUCCGCCUGGCCGCACGCGGCCCCCCCACUGCCAGCCGCAGCGGCCGUGCUCGCGGAGCCGCCCCUCCACGCCGCGCGCUCGGGCGCAGCGCCGCGGCUCUGCCUCCGCGCGGCCCUCGGCGCGUGGGGCUGCCCGGGCGCCGCCGCGGAGGGCUGCGGCAACCCCGGCGGCGGCCUGCGCGGCGGCCCCGCCGCCUCUGCCGGCUACGCGCUCGGCCAGCCUGCGCCGCCCGCCCCCCCGGAGGCCGCCCCGCCUGCGACCAGUGGCCUGCCGCCGGGGUCCUUUCAUGCGCCAGCGCCGGCAGGAGAGCCCGCGGCGUGCGCGGGCGCCCCUGCGUCGGGUGAGGGCGGGGCGCCGCCGGCGCAGCUGGCGCCCGAGCCGUCGCACAGGAACCUGUCUGGCUGCCUCCAGGCCGCGUCUGGCGAGGACCCGUCCUGCCUCCUGGUCGUUCGCCGCCUCUACAAGCUUGGGUGGCAGACCGAGCGGGCGCUCCUGGAGCACUUCUCCGUGCACGGGCCUGUCUCCCAGGUGUCGGUCGUGCGGAAUCGCCGCCAGAGCCGCCCCGGCAAUCUGGGCUUCGUCGUCAUGGGGUCGCCAGGGUCUGCAAAGAGGGCGCUUGCGGCGGGCGGGGAGCAGCGAGUCAGCGGCGUCCUCGUCUGCGUGCAGGGCUUCGAGAACGGCCCUGGCCGGCGAACGGCCAAGAGGGCGGAGGCGGAGUCGGCGGGCAUUGCGUGAGGGAGCGCGGGAGCAAGCGGCCAGCCUCGUGGCCUUGAGCAGGAGGA